Molecule: messenger RNA, 14017 nt
Organism: Lymnaea stagnalis (great pond snail)
Lineage: Eukaryota; Metazoa; Mollusca; Gastropoda; Lymnaeidae
Source: the annotation of a GenBank genome assembly
UGCAGAAAAACAACAAGGGGAGUUCCUGUCUGCUGAGGAUUGUUGUUUUGAGUAAUAUUAUUUACAAGCGUAAUAAAUAGUGAAAGUGCAUGGACAUGUAAAUAGCACCGUUAAAAAUUACUUUGAUUUGCUGAAAUCGUUCUUCGUCUCAUGAGUUUAGAAAUUUGUUCUACUCUAUUAUGGAAGAUCCUGUUCUCCAUGUAUUAGUGAUUGGCUUUCAUCACAAGAAAGGAUGCCAGGUUUGGUUUUAAUUAAUAUUAUAUUAAUUUAUUUAAUAAAUAAUCAUAUUAUUCAUAUCCUAAAAAUCUUAAACAAAUAAUUUAAAAAUAGUUUAAGUCUACUCUUAAAACUCCAGACUUAAGACUGAGUUAAGAAUAUUUUUAUAUGGUCAUGAAACAUUCCUAAACUAUACUCAAGAAGUUAUGUAUAGUAUAGCAUUGUAAGGUGUUAUUUGUAAAUUAAACUUAAAGUUAAAUAUAGGCAAUCAUGUAUUUUUGUAUAAAUAUAAUGUAUUGUAAUUAAUUUUAUCAAAAUCAAAACCUUGUGUCUGCAUAUUAUUAAUAUUAUAAAAGUUAUAAAAGUAUUUAUAAAUUUAAAUUUAUAAGUGGUUGAAAUCCAAAUGAAUGUCUGAAUUGUCUGAAUGAAUGGCUCCUUUAUCGUUGAGGACCAAGCAUAUUAAAUAAAUUAUUUCCAUUCAAGGUGGUUAAAUAAAAGUUUCACGAGUAAAAUAUUUUUUUACUGGCAAUUGGCAAUUAAUUUUGUAACAUAACUAAAACUAAUUUACAAACUUGUGACUUGUGUGUGUGUAUGACAGAUAAUAUGUAAUAAUAAUAUUUUUCUGUCAACCAACUGCCUAGGCUUAAGAUUUAAAAAGACAAUUGUCUGUCCGAAUAAUUUGUUAUACCUCAUUAAUGGGGAAAAUGAUUUAAUUGCUUAAUUUACAAGUGCACAGUUGCAGCUUUUAUAUAUAAUAUAGAACUGUGGAACUGCAAGACCCCCUAUUUUCAUUGUCCCUUUUUUUAAAGACCUUCUCUCUACUCGCAUUCUCAUUUUGUAUACUGUAUAUGGAGCGUUCUUUUUUUUUUUUUUACACUUGAUAUUUUAAGAUUGAGUCUUUGUCGUGCAGUUUUCACCCGUUGAAUAAAUAGAAAAAAAAAGACUGUUUUUUAUUUUUUUUUUUUUUUAAAUUUUUUUUUUUUUUUUUUUUUUUUUUUUUUUUUUUUUAUAUGGUGUUUUUUUUUUUUUUUUUUUUUACACUUGAUAUUUUAAGAUUGAGUCUUUGUCGUGCAGUUUUCACCCGUUGAAUAAAUAGAAAAAAAAAGACUGGGUUGACGGAGGCGGGUUGACACUGUCUCUCAAAUUAUUGUUAUUGACCAUGUCUACUUUCUUGAGUGAAUAGGUGGGUGGGUAAGCUCAGAUCUACUUUUUAGUUUUAUGCCUAGGUAGAGAAUUCAGUCACUUAAACUAGGAUUUUGUAAGCAUUCAAUGUUUUAAAAAGUAAAUAAUUUUGUAAUUUAAAUAUUACAAUUUUAUUACUAAAAAGUAGAAAUUACAAAAUAUAUUUAAAAAAAAAUACUUUCUAUCAAAGAAUAAUUAAAACUCACUAAAAAGACGAAAAUAAUUAACAUUUCUUAAAAUGGAUUACACAAAGAAUGUCCAAAGCAUUCAUAUAUAAAAGCAGAUUUCUACAGAAAAAUAUUGGAAUCAAAGACGAUUCAUUCCACAACCCAAAUAUUUUAAAAUAAAAAUGAUUAAUACUAAAUACAUUUUUAUACUUUUAUUAUUAAAUUUUAUUAGUAAAAUAAUCAUUACUAUUUUGUUUAAGAGAGAGCAGAUUAGGGGAGUUAUUGUUGUCUUUUUCUUUUUGUUUGACUUCAAGGAACAUAUCCAAUGCACUUGGUUUUGUCUUCCUUUUCAACCAUUCUUUUUAUGUGGGCCAUUGUUGCUGUGAAUAGUUCAAGAAUAGUCACUCCAUUUGAACAAACCACACGCACAUAGUCACAGUGCAUAAGGAAACACUAGUUAACAGUACACGCUUGCCUGGAUUUUUACAGUAUGAGUGAGGCACAGGAGACAGAGCAUGGGAGAUGAUUACCCAUUGACUCAGUUGUGAUCAUUUGACGUUAGGCACACACUGUGCUCGCACUGCUAGACAUCACUCAUACAAAUUGAGUGAAAAAUUAUUAAAAGAUUUUGCUUGUUAUAAUUGUAAAAUGUUGUCUUGGUUAAAAAUAUGUGCUGAAAAUGAAUGUGUACAAGGUAAUAAAAACACUUCCAUUUAUUUGGAUCAAUAAAGAAUCUUUCUUAUUUUGUGAAAUACUCACUUGCGAAGUCACUUGCAAUUCAAAGUUUUACUUUAUAAGAUUUUAAAUUGCAGGUUGAGUUUUCUUACCCACCCCUUAUAGAAGGGAAUUCAGUUGAGAGUCAUGAGAUUCCUGAAGAAUGGAAACACAUUCCAUCGUUGGCCCUUCCAGAUGGGGCCCAUAACUUUGUCAAAGGUAAUUAAAUUCAUGUUUUGUUUUAUUUGUAUCUCUGUGAUGUCUGCUUAUAGCAAAUUGUGUUGCAAAUUACAGACUCACAUUUUUUAUAGAUUUAAAUAUAUAUCUAUGUAAUUUGUUUGAUCACUAGAGUGAGAAUAGUGUCUAUUUCAUGGCAAUGUCUCAGUUUACUAACUUCAUACACCACCAUUUUUUUCUGCUUUUAUCAAUGCAUCUAAUGUAUAAGCACAGAAGCUUUUUGUGUGUGCUGAUAAUGAUGGAUGUUUUUUAUAGCGCUGCAUCAGAUAUACGCCAAGUGUGUGGAACUUUGCAUCACAUAGAAUGGAAAUCACAUUGAAAAUUUAUGAAUUUAAAGAUAAAACAUGUUUUUUGAAAAAUGUAUUUGCAAUUAUGUCUAUAUACAGUGAUACCCUGGAAGGCGAACUUAAUCCGUUCUAGAACCAUUUUUGAGGGCCAAGAAAAUAUUUUCGGUUUAAAAUAAUAGAACCUGGAUUGAUCCAUUUAAUCCCAGGAGUGCAUCAAUCCAUUUGUAUACAUCUCUUCCAUACAUUUUGAUAAUCUAAAAGUUAGUGUCAUAACCCACUUUGCCAAAUCAGUUGCUUUGAUAGCUUCUUUAUUUUUCAAAAUUGUACACAAAAGUUGAUUUAGGCAUCCCUAAAUUUCAUGCUCAACGAUAAGAUAAGACCUUUUUUAACUUCAGUUGUAGCUUACCUCUACUUUCAUUUUCCUCACUACAGGUUUUAAGACCCAUAGUGUAUACACUUAGUUGCUUUUAUCUAAAGAAAAUAACACAAAACAAGCAUAAAAUUAGCAGUAAAAUCACACAAGAUACUUUCACUACAGCUUCCGAAAAUGAACUUGGUUGGCAUAUGGUUGGCCUGAGCGCUGGGGAAACAGAAAAACUCAUAAACAAUGUGCUGGGCAUUCUGACCUUAUAGCAGCAUAUAGAAUUUUGGCAAAAAUUUGCUCUAGUUUGUGACUUUCGGAUUCCAAGUUGUUCGUGUUCUGGACUGUUCGAAUUCCAAGAUAUCACUGUAUUAAAUGUGUAUAUAUAUCAUGUACAUACCAUGGAACACAUUGCCGGGCUUACUGCUAAUCCAAAAUCAUAUAUAUAUAUAUAUAUAUAUAUAUAUAUAUAUAUAUAUAUGUAUAUAUGUAUGUUUAUGUAUGUAUGUAUAUUUACUGCAUUGUAAUGAAAAAUAAAUAUAUAUAUGUAUGUAUGUAUGUAUGUAUAUUUACUGCAUUGUAAUGAAAAAUAAAUAUAUAUAUGUAUGUAUGUAUGUAUGUAUAUUUACUGCAUUGUAAUGAAAAAUAAAUAUAUAUAUGUAUGUAUGUAUGUAUGUAUAUUUACUGCAUUGUAAUGAAAAAUAAAUAUAUAUAUGUAUGUAUGUAUGUAUGUAUGUAUGUAUAUUUACUGCAUUGUAAUGAAAAAUAAACGUGAUGUUCUUAGAUUGGUUUAGAAAAUAGAUGUAAAUAAUCCAUUACAUAAAAUAUUUACAGGAAAUAAGGGUUUUACAAUUAUUUUUUGUUAUUUUAUGCGUUGUAUACAUUAAUUUCAAAUGCUUUAAUUGUAUAUGUUGAAUAUCAAACUAUGACCAAAAAAAAUGGGGCAACACAUGAAACCAAACAUGCACAUUUUAUAAUUUUUUCAACAGACACUGUGUAUUUUGUUCUGCCUGGGAGAAACGAUAAUCCGCACACAGUUUAUGGUGUCUCAUGUUACAGACAGAUGGAUGCAAGCGUAAGUUAAAAAAGCGACAUUUCAUAUCUAAUUAUUGCAUUAGCCUACGCUAUAAUUCAUAUCUCAAGGUAUUUGAAAAGCAAUAUUUGGCAACUGUAGUAUCUAAUGUUCCAAUACACUGUAUGUAUAUAAAUUAUGUAAAAAAACAAAUUUUAAACAAAUUAAAUAACCGAAAACAAUAACAUUGCAGCAGAUUUUGAAUGAACACUUUUCUUUAUGAGCUCUUUAACACUCAUUCACUUGGCAAUCUGUAUUGUUACGCACUGGCUUCUCUUGUGAGAAAUUAAUCUCUUGUUUUAUGUUAUGGCUCGUUCAAACAGUGCCUAACAAAGGACGAUACCAUAGCUAAAUACAAUAACAAAUUAGGACACCCAAAACAGUUGCCAAUUACAAUUAAUAAGAUUUAAUUUAGUAAUAAAACAAUUACAAAACAAAAGAAAUAUAAUUACAAAUCAUCAACUUACAGAGUAUUGGAAAAUCUUGUACCGGUACACAAUUAGAAGGGGUACAAUGUGCCAAUUAAUAAUGAUGAAUGCGAAUAAACACAUGAGCACACAAAGAAUAAUAUAAUUGUCUUGUAAAGUUAAUAAUAGCUAUCUUUCUAUCUGAAUCUCCGUCUGAAUCUCUUUCCCUCUCUCCGAAACCCUUUACUUAUAUUGUGGGUCUACCAAUACAUCCAGAAACGCCUUUACUUUUCUAAUACAAUUGCGAACAUUCGACAAAACACCACUGAGAACAAAUUAAUUAUUUUUAGUUGCUGUCAGCAAUAAACACGAUAGAUCAAAGGACUAAGCCACGCCCAUCUAUGAACGUAGUGUCUCAUGUGGGGUCAACCAGAGUGCAUGGACAAGGAAAGUGUUUUAAACAAGCUCUACAUAACAGUAUACAUACUAAUCCUUUUCAUAAGGUUUCAAUCAAGGAUAACUCUGUUUGAUAGAAAUGGUUUGUUAACAGACAAAUGUCAGAAUAGUAUGAUAGAAAUGUUAUAAUAUAUAUAUAUUUCGUCAGUCAAAAUCGACCAUGACUACCGUAAUCAUUGUAUAUGCUAAAUGAGUGAAAAAUGAUUAAUGUCACACAUGUUGUGACUUGGAUUUAAGUGAGGAAGAGUUGCAUGAGUUAUCUGCCUCACUCUCUCACCCAAUACCAUUCAAGCAGCAAGACCAUGGAUGGAUGGGAAUGGGAUAGAGUGCCGUGAAUGACCAUGGCAUUAUGUAUGUCGUGUUAUCCUCAGAGUGAUUCACAUUGCAUUACUGUCACUGCUUUUUUGCCUGUUGACCAAAUAGUGGUUCCUCCACACAAUUCACCGGAUCCAGGCUUUACAUUGCUGUCAGAGACUAGCCCUUUUUAACAAAUAUUUGAUGUCCCUCAGCUACCCCAACCUGGUUUUGCCUCCUAGUGGAAGCCAUAAUAAUCACUCUUAAAAUAUUUAAUCACUUUAAUAUAGAAUGUUGAAAAGCCAAAAGUCACAAUGACUUAGAAAUUUUCAGCAGAAUGUUAUAUAAAAGUUUCAUAUCACUAGAGAUUUUUAAUUAAUGGAGAAAUUGAGAAUCUGAGGACAAAUGUAUACUUUAAUAGUAUAGAUAAUUAUUUCUCAAAUAUUAAAAAUGUUUGAGACUUCAAUAUCUUUCUCUGUAUUGUAACUUUUUGAUUCUCACUAUUUUUUCUGUUGCUAUUUUGAAUCAGAUUAAUACAACUGUUUUGUUUAUAUUAUUUAAAUGUAAAAAAAUUAAUUGACAGAAUCUGAUUAACAAAACAGCUGAUGUGACUAGAAGCACAGUGCAAAAAAGUGUUUGUGUAUUAAGCAGACUGGUAAGUGUUUUAAAAAACUACAUUAAUUUAUGAUUUGUUAAUAAAGUAACACAGCUAUGAUAGUGUAUUAAAAAAUUUAGUGUAUUUUUAUAUAAAAAAUUAUAUUAUUUUAUACUAGCCCUGUGGUUUUCAGCCUCUCUCCACUUGUUGCCCCAAGUAGAUAAAAUAAUUUAUUCUUGCGGCAUCCCAUAUCAGGGUCAGACUCUCUAGCCGGUCAUGGAGGUGCAGACAGAAAGCUGUGACAUGGUAUCACAGAGCCGAAAUUACUUUGUUUCUGAUAAAAAUAUCUUUGUAACUUUCUCUGUACCACCCUAAAUCAACAAAUAACACAUUUAAAAAUAGGAUAAUAUUUAUCUCCACCCCAGGUACUAAUGUUUAAGCUCAGUUUAUGUGGAAGCAAUUUAAUAGAGAGAUAAGAGAAUUAGCAAGCGAUAAAUUCAAGGAAUAAAGCUUGUUCUUUUGGAGGCAGAGCUCAAAGAUAAGAAAGAUUUUGCAGCAACCCUAGGGGAUUAUUUGUAUUAGCAGAUAGGCCUUUAAGUAAUUCUUGUUUAUUAACAAAUAAUUUAUUAAUGUAAACAGCACUUCCUUUUUCAGUUAAAUUAAAUGUUAUCCAUACCGUUAUUUUCCUUAAAUGACAGUAUGAGUUCUUUCAACUAAUUUAUAACCUUUCUAUUUUUCUCAUCUUUAGCCUCUGUUUGGUCUGAUCAAAGCAAAGCUGGAGUUGAUAACUCAUGCAUAUUUUGAUGAACGAGACUUUAGUCAAGUGUCUUUAUUGGAAGAGACAUAUAAAAAUUUGAACUCAUCAUUGACACAGAGUCUGUUGGAAGGAACUCAAGUUUUUCUAGGUUAGUUUUAUGCAUGUUAGUUUUAUACAUACAAGAUAUUGAUAUUAUACUCUGCUACAUUUUGUAUUAGAAAUGUCAUUCAAGCAGUAUUUAUAGUAUGAACAUUGAUGUUUAAUAAUAUUAGGUACAGUUACAUAGCUACUAUAAAAAGGUGUUACACUUAUACCUGUGUCAUUACUUAAAACUGCAAUUUAUUUUUGACUUUCUAGGUCUUUCUGCUCGUGAUCUGGUGAUAUUUUACAAGCACAAAGUUAUUGUUCUCUUUAAGUUACUUAUGCUUGAAAGAAGGGUAAGACCAAUUUUUACUUUUUUUUUUAUUUGAUACUUAAUCCAAAAGUAAAGUUUAAAAAUAUGCAGUUAUAAGUACUUCAUGUACAGCUAGUAAUUUGAUAAAAUGUGCUAUCAGGUAUGAUGUUACUAUAACAUUCUGGUGUACAAAAAUGACCCUGAGAGAAUUUUUUUUUUUUUAAAUGCGGUGUCCCAGCAAAAGGGGAUCUUAGUGUGAUUGAGAUACCAGCAUUAGAGUAUUUUGACCCCAGAAAAACUCCAGUCUUAAAAACUUCACUUUCGUACAGAGUGCAAAGUUGGGUCAUUUAAAAGAUAUACAAAUGGUAGUUAGAGGCUGCCAACCUCAUCAUAACCAGUAACUGUCACCACUCGGAAUCUUAAAAAAACAGCAAUAGCCCGUCCACCCCAACGGGGUGAAAAACAGACAUCCAUGAUUUAUUUCAAGGAUUCUUAACCUUUUUACAGCACCCCCUCUUGAUUUCAAUACAUAUUUUUCAGGGGGGGGGUUGUUGUAAAGCCCUCAAGCCCAACAGAUGUAACUAAUGAUGUUCUUUUGAUGCAUGUGUGUAAUGCAUUUGAAUCAGACUAAGCAGAUUAGGAUAGCAAUUUAGUCUUUCUACUGUUGCAUGUUGCAAAUUUAAUUGUUGCAUGAUCAAAUUGUUUUUGCAGGUCUUGUUUUUUGGUUCGCCAGUAGAGUCAUUAUGUCAAACUUUGUUAGGCUUCUUGUCAUUAUUUCCAGGUAAGUAUAUGAUUUAAAAAAAAAAAAAUCUGUUUUUAUGUAUGAUAAUUUUAAUUUAUAGACAUGUAAUUUAGAAUAUUGACUUAAAGUGAUUAAAUUCUCAAAUCAUUUUAUUAACUGUGAAUAUCCUGCAGGUAUGUUAGAAAGUGGCCUGAGUCAGUCCUGCAAUCAGUGGGGUGUAAAGAAGUUGUCUCCUAAUUUAGCUGUAGCAGACUUCAAUUCAGAUUUGGAUGAGAAUGAACAAUUUUUAGAAGUUUGUUAUCAUACUUCUACUCCUGAAACCCCUCUCAAUGAGCUCCUUGGACACAUGCACAAUUCUGGUAUGAAUCUUGUGUCUAGUGGAGAUGUAGAAGUUGCUUCUUUAAACACCAGUCAUGAAACUGAAUCAGCAAUGGUGAACAGUGAAGCACCUGAGUCUCCAUCUAUACCCCGGGAUCCCUUAAAUUCUGUAGAUAACGGUAGCAACAAGGUUCAAUUUCCCAACGGAGGUCAUGUAACAAGAAAAGAACCUCAAUUAUCACAAGGCUCAAGGUCCAGAAGUGCCAGCUCAACUGAUUCUGAAAAACUCACUGUUCAUGCCUUUAGUAAGGCUAAAAGACAAUUUUCUGUAGAUGAUUCAAAAAUGUAUUCAUCGGGAGACAUUGGUAAGAAUCAUUUAACUGAUAGUCCAUUGACCAAUUUAGAUACAAUUACACAUAUUGAAAGUGUCCAAAGUGUUGUAACAUCAGAUGCUUUCAUGGAGCUCAGUAAAAAGUUAACAGAAUACGACAACAACAGCAAUGCUGUUGAUAAAUUGACAAAGUCCAGAAACAAUAGUUUGACACUCAGCAGCACAACAUCUAGACAGGAAACUGAUGAUUUGAUAGAGGACCUAGAUUCCCCUGAGAGUAUCAGCAAAAUAGACAAGGAGGAUUGUUUUUCCUGGGAGCAAGACAGGCUACAGUUAACAAUUGACCAUGAACAGACCUCUAACAACAAGGCUGGAUCUUCAACCCCUUCCUCAUCAAUUAGUGAAAGUAGGGAGUCCAUUGUAGCCAGUGAAAGCGGGAAAGAGUCUAUAUCAGAUGACACUGCCAGUGCAUCUUCUCUCAAUAAAGUAAAAAAAUCAAAGUUGGGGUUUGGUAGGAAAGAAAUUAACCCAGAGUCACCAGUCUCCAAACAUAAGAAGCCCAUUGCUAUUAAAAGUAAAUUAUCAGCUGCUUUUGUUAAAAGAGGGAAGAAAAAGGAGACAUCUAACAAAAGUGACAAUUCCUUGACAAAUCAUGGGGGUGAUGUUGUGCUUCAGCAAGAUCAGUUUGGUUACCCUUUAGCUAUCUUUACCAAGGUAGGACUAUUUUAUAUAUAUUUUUACAAAUGUUUUAGUAUUAAUAUUUUAUGUUGAUUAAUUGUUUUGUUAUAAAGAUAUCCAAUUGAUGACAUGAUUAUAGAUUAUGGUAGAUUUGCCAAAUCAUUGUUGAUUUACACAAAAAAAUAACAUGGAUCAUAUUACUUUUUUUGUUAACGGGAUACAUUCUUUUUAACAGCCAUAAAAUUCUCUUUCAGGGCGCUGUAUGCUAUCCAUAUUUAAGUCUACAGUACCAUGACAUUCUGACUGACGUCAACUACCGCAGCUUUGUUCUAGGUGCCACCAAUGUUUUAUUUAAACAAAGAAGGCAGCUCAUUGAUGUAUUUAUAGAGGUAAGUACUAGGAAAUAUAAACAAAUAAGAUAACAAGACAAAAUUCAUUUCUACAUGGUAGAGGAAGGUCAAUUUGUCCCUGAAAAUAAUUUAUAUAAGUGGGGGAUAUUCAGGCCAUUUUUUUCAUACAAGUAUCAUGUUCCCAUAAUUUUUAACCAAUUCAGUGCCUUGUGUUAUUUCUGCAUAUUUCUCACAAAUUUCAUAACUUAAAUCAGAUCCAAGAUGGAAAGUUGGAUAUAAGAGAUAAAGAACUCCAAAAGCAGCUGAAUCUCACUACUGCUGAUCUCAGGUUUGCUGACUACCUGGUCAAGACAGUCACAGAUGAUAGGCCAGGUCUGUUUUUAGAUGGCACAGGUGAGAGGGAAAUAGGCUGUUAUUUGGAACCUCAGUUGAUGCAUGUUAAAAAUAUUAUUCCCUGUGCAUUAAAUGUACACACCACCUGUGAUUUCAUCAAUGUUGUAAUAUGCUCCCUCAUUUAUUUGCUCUUAUCUGUGUAAGAUUUAUUGUCUGAUUCAAUGUCCAUCAAAUUGUGCAAGGCUAUCUUGCUUAUGAAUGCAGCAAAUCUCUCUAGUAUUUAAAGGUAGAAUAGUAAAAUUAAACUGAAUAGGAGAACAAGGUAUGUGGAAGCUAGAAGUAGAAACACAGGGCAAUAAAGAAGAAUGUUUUGGCUAAGAGCCUUCCUCAGCAGACUGGACAAAUGAAGAAAUAAAAAGAAAUAGAAAGUUUCUUAUUUCUUCAUUUGUCCUCUUUGCUGAAAAAGGCUCUUAGCCAAAACAUUCUUCUUUUAUUUUCCUGUAUUUGCAUUUUUUCAUUUAUCCUUAGUAAAAUUAAAGCAUGAUAUGCAAUAAGAUCACAAUUUUUGUUUAGUUUAUAGUCCUUGUCUUUCUUAAGAAUUACUUGUGUUGUGACAUCAGUCUGCGCUAUGCAGCAUCACUAGUUAAUGAACAGUACCAUGUCAUCUGUUUAUCAACACAGUUCUUUGAUUUAUAAUGUUAUGAUUUUAUUUGAAAUUUAACUAUUAGCAGUGAUCUUCAUGUUGAGUUUUUUUAACUUUAGCCACAUACAAUUAAACAUUAGUCAUUGUAUUCUAACAGUUUCUGUGCUGAUAUAUUAAUAUUGUUCUCCAAGCUGAAAAUGGCUAUUGUGGUGUAAAAUGUGUUAAUAAAUGAUCUAUCUCUAGGACAUGUGAUAAAUAUUGUAUAGUAUGUCAAUUAUACUGCCCCUUAUGUCAGUAAGUUAUCUUUUGAAAUUAUGUUCUAAUAAUUUUAUUAUGAAAUUGUUUGUUAGAAGUAUAAAUCUCUGAUGGACUAUUCUAUAUAACUGACAUAUUUCAGAAUGGGAAGGCAGUGAUGAGUGGGUUAGGGCACAGUUCAAGCAUUAUCUCAAUUCUUUGCUCUCUACAGUAGUAGCAGAUGGUGAGUACCAAUAGUUUUAUUGUUCAUCAACUUUUACAGCCUUUUAAGGGCUUCCACACACCCUUUCUCAAAAAUGUAUACAGUGGAACCUCUCAUAACGAGUUUAGCGAAACACUCGUUAAACGAAACAAUUUUUCUCAUACAAAUCAAGGUAAAAUACGAUAAUGCCUUCGUUCCAUGCUGAAAAAAAUACUUAUUUUUCCAAAAAAUUUUAUUAACAUUUAUUCAAAUAAAAUUACUUAUGAAUUGAUAAGGAGUGUAACAACUUGGAAUACAAUUUAGAUUUGAAACAAAAAACGUAAAUAAAAAUAUGAAUUUUAUGACAAAUAAUUAAUCCUUUUUAACUAGAAAACUGUCUAAAGACAUUUGUUUUUGCUGACGCUUCAAAAUUUGACGAAAAUGUGUCACAGCAUUAUCAUUGAAUAAGUUUGUAGCACAAAUAGCCACCUCCUUAUUAGGGUGAUUCUUCUCAAUGUACGAUGCAACCGUUUCCCAUGCUUUCAGCAUUUCUCAUAUUGCGCCAGAAGAUUGUUACUCUGCUACUUCCUCCUCCAUUAAUGAGCUCUUCUCCAUAAUUUCUUGCUGUGAAACACAAUGCAACUCCAUAAGCUCUUUGGUGGUUAACUCUUGAAAUGUCGCUCGUUAAGGGAGCAACUUCUUCACAUUUUUUUUUUGCUCGUUAUGCGAAUUACUCGUCAUGAGAGGUGCUCGUUAUGAGAGGUUCCACUAUAUAUGUAUUCGUUGCAUUUAACUAUUUGUUAUUUAAAACUAUGUAAUUUCAGAUCCCAAGUUAGUGGAAGACUUUGGAACUUCAUUCCUAACAGCAUGGAAAACAACGCACAACUUUAGAUUUUGGGUUGAUACAGAUCACAUAGCUAUAAAGGAAUUCCCCCCAGGGUAAUUUAUUCAGUCUAUUUUUUAAAAACAGAUUAAAAAACAUACUGCUAUUUCAAAUAUAUCUUACACAUCUGCUUACAAUAUUCAAUGCUGCAUUCAUUUUUUAUUUGUAAAUAUUUUUUUAAAGUGAUAUAGUUUCUUCAUUAUCAUUAAUAAGUUUUGUAAUUUAUGUUGCCUAGUCCCUUUUUUUUCAAUCUCUAUUACAGACAUCCAUUCCAGGGUAACCUCAGUAUGGCUGAUGUGAGAGUCAGAUUUAAUCAGUAAGUCAUGUUGGAAAAUGACAAAAUACUAAAUAUAAAUUACACAUUGUUUUGCACGCCACAUUUUUUUGUUGUGAAGUGACAUCAGGUUUUUAUGCUGUCUAGUCGUGCUUCAUGUUGUUUUCAGACAAAUAAAACGUUGAACUAACUUUGAUGGCUGCCUCUGCUUAUUUUAUUAUCUUCCUUGUGAAUUUUUAAGUCAUUCAUAGACUUUCAUUAUGUAAUCAGAGGAUCGUUCAUAGAAUUUCAAGUGUAAUCAAUACAUCAUUUAUUUCAUAAUACAAAAAUUUACUUUUUCCAAGAAAUCCAAGAAAUUAAUAAAAUUAUUUUUUUAUUUAAAACAUUUAAAUAUUAAGAAUAUAUUCACGAAUUAAGUAUCUAACUUUUGUGGUUCACAUUAGGCAUUUCUAUUUUUUUUUUUUUACAGUUUUGAUUUUAUAUCAAAUGGUCAAAAUGUAUAUAUUUUCUUUAACCACUUGAACUUCCUAUGCCUACCCUGUGUUUGUGGAAUGCUACAGAGCUGAAAUUCGGUACAUAGCUUAGUUUCAAGGUAUCCGCUAAUCUCUAAAAACAUUUGGUGGAUCCUUGAUUUACAUAUUUGGGAAUCUGUAUAAUAAUAUUUUUGAACAGAUUAAGAAAAACUUUAAUAUACAGAAAAAAAGCAAUGAUUUAAGGAUGCAGGUCAAGCCAUUAGAUAAUUCUGUCAUAAUCAACAUUCCUCCAAAUUCAAUAUUUGCACUCCUAAAUGCGAUAUCGAGAAUUAAAGCUUUGCCAGCUGAAGGUUAAAAAUACACAAAAAAAAGGUUUUUUUGUUGUUGUUUUAUAAUUUCCUUUUUUUUUUUCAUAUUAAUUAUACAGUACAUUACAAAGUACAGAGCGUGGGAGAAAAAUUAACGCGGCAGUUGUUUCAACUGGAAAGUAUGUGGUACAGACCGGGAAAGCUGUCGGUGAGUGAUCAUUUUAUUCAUCCUGUAGCUUAAAAACAAAAAGGGAAAUACCAAUACCAUUAUCAAGUUAUUUAUUUUCAAGAUGUACUCAUAUUAUAAUUAAGGUUAUUCCCUUUUGUCCAGUUAUCUUAAGAAUUUGAGCCAGAUGAGUUUUUACAUUUAUACAAAUAAAACAUAUAUAUGUACAUAUGAAUUGGUUUGUUCUUCUAGGUGGAGCAUUUACAUCAGCAAAAUCAGCUGUGUCUGGUUGGUUCAGCAGCUGGAGAAACAAUGACAAAGUAAUUGAAGGACAAGAAAAGCAGGCCUCUUCAGAAGACUUUAAGAAACUGGAAAGUCAUGGGGACAAUAUUUCCAAAAUCUCCGGUGAGAUUGACGAGGUUCAUGAUUUAGUGAAAACACAAUAGAUGCUCUCUUUUGCUGCACUUCAUUCAUACAUGUUUGAAAAUAAUUUCAAUUACUUAAUGCUGAUAAGUAUUAUACAAUAGAUGGUUACUUGAUAAGAGAUUGUCGGUUGAUGGCAUUAUAACUAGUCACGCAAAAUUCAUAUCAGUGAGUUACAACUAAGUUAAGGUGUUAGAACACUGAAUGGUUUAUUUUGUACUUUUUAUAUACAAAUCCUGUUUCGUUUUUUAAAGAAUUUUUGCUUUGUAUUGGGGGAUUAAAAGAAACAAUUUUUUGGUCUGUUUAAAAAAUUAUUGUAAAUAGAAGUCUUUAUUUUUUAGCUGAUUCUAGGAUAAACAGACCAAUUUAUGGUGCCUUGAUCAAUUUUCAAUGAGUUGUAAGAUAAAACUUGUUGGUAUAAAAAAGAUGUUUAUUUAUUUACUUGAAAGAGGUAUCUAGGUCUUUUCAAAGGACAUCAAUAGUGCAUAUAUUCUACCCAUCAUCACUUCUCUUAAUGUAC